Molecule: messenger RNA, 6490 nt
Organism: Rhineura floridana
Lineage: Eukaryota; Metazoa; Chordata; Lepidosauria; Squamata; Rhineuridae
Gene: PDE4A
Product: phosphodiesterase 4A
Exons: 15
Coding region: 575-2797 (740 amino acids)
Biological process (GO): signal transduction
Cellular component (GO): cytosol; perinuclear region of cytoplasm; nucleus
Molecular function (GO): 3',5'-cyclic-AMP phosphodiesterase activity
Source: RefSeq, a predicted model, not a curated record
UUGUUGCGCCGCUGCCUCACCGGGCGGGGGAUGCCAUGCAGGCGGCAACUCCCCCUGGCGCUCUGGCGACCCCGGAUGCCUCCCCGCCCCCACUAGUCCCUCCCUCCCCGCUGCCCCACCGGCGGCGCAGUCCCUCCCUCCCUCCCUCCGGAGGCGCUCGGUGGAGGCUCAGGCGCGCGCGGGGGGACGCUCCGUCGGCUCUAGGCGCCGGCGGAGCUCGUUCUGCUCUGGGAGCGGCGGGAGUACGAGCAGCAGGCGCCGGCGCUGCAAGACUCCUUCGAGAAGGCCGGUAGCUGCUAGGCAUGGAGGGGGCGUCCGGUGCCGGCGCGAAGGGCCUUCGGCAGCCGCCCCUUCUCUGUGCCUCGCUUGGGAUGGUGGCGGCUUCUUGGCGGAGUUUGUGAAUUGCUUCCCCGCUCGAGGGGAGGGGCGGCCGUACGCGGGCUGUCGGUCAGCCCUUUGGCCAGAGCCGGAGAACGAGGCACCCAAGUCCUCAGCCGCGGCAGGACCGUUGCCUGCCUGCCUGCCUUGACUGUGCCUCGGCAGCUCCUGGCUGCGUCCGAAGUCGGCGAGGAGGAUGGAGCCGCCGCCGCCGCCCUGCUCGAAGAAGAGCCUGUCCCUCUCACUGCCCGUGCCGCGCGAGGGGCAGGCCACCCUGAAGCCUCCCCAGCACCUUUGGCGGCAGCCCCGGACCCCCAUCAAAAUCAAGCAUCGCGGCUACUCGGACACGGACAGGCACCCGCACCGGCAGAUCGAGAGGGCGGACGCCAUGGACACCAGCGACCGGCCGGGACUGAAGAAAUCCCGCAUGUCCUGGCCGUCGUCUUUCCACGGGACCACCAGCAGCGGUAGCGGCGGCGGCAAGCGCUUCGAGGUGGAAAAUGGCCCGUCACCUGGGCGCAGCCCACUGGAUUCCCAGGCCAGCCCUGGUCUGGUGCUUCACCCCAGCUUUCCACAGAGCCAGAGGCGGGAGUCCUUCCUGUACCGUUCGGACAGUGACUAUGACAUGUCACCGAAGACCAUGUCGCGCAACUCAUCCGUCGCCAGUGAAGUACAUACUGAAGACCUGAUAGUGACACCAUUUGCCCAGGUCCUGGCGAGCCUGAGGAGUGUGCGUAAUAAUUUCUCCAUCUUGGCAAAUGUUCCUACACCAACAUCCAAUAAGAGGUCUCCCAUGGGCAGCCAGCCAGCUGUUUGCAAAGCCACACUCUCAGAAGAAACAUACCAGCAACUGGCCAGAGAGACCUUAGAAGAGCUAGACUGGUGCCUUGAUCAGCUGGAGACCAUUCAAACAUACCGCUCUGUCAGCGAGAUGGCAUCCAACAAGUUCAAAAGAAUGCUGAACCGUGAACUAACCCACCUCUCUGAAAUGAGCCGCUCUGGAAACCAGGUCUCUGAAUACAUUUCCAACACCUUCUUAGACAAGCAGAACGAUGUGGAGAUCCCAUCCCCAACACAGAAAGAGCGGGAGAAGAAGAAACGACAGCAACCCAUGUGCCAGAUCAGCGGCGUCAAGAAGCUCAUGCACAGUUCCAGCCUGACCAAUUCCAGCAUCCCCCGUUUUGGGGUCAAAACUGACCAGGAAGAGCUGCUCAGUAAGGAACUGGAAUACCUAAACAAGUGGGGCCUUAACAUUUUCCGGGUCGCCGAGUACACCAACAAUCAGUCGCUCAGCUGCAUCAUGUAUACAAUAUUCCAGGAAAGAGACUUACUGAAAACUUUCAAAAUCCCCGUGGACACGUUAGUUACUUACAUCAUGACGCUAGAAGACCACUAUCAUGCCGACGUGGCCUACCACAACAGCCUCCAUGCUGCUGACGUCACGCAGUCCACGCAUGUCCUCCUGUCAACACCAGCCUUGGAUGCCGUUUUCACUGACCUGGAAAUCCUGGCUGCAAUAUUUGCUGCUGCCAUCCAUGACGUGGACCAUCCUGGUGUCUCCAACCAGUUCUUGAUCAAUACCAAUUCGGAGCUGGCACUGAUGUACAACGAUGAGUCGGUGCUGGAGAACCAUCACCUAGCGGUGGGUUUCAAACUGCUGCAGGAGGAGAACUGUGACAUUUUCCAGAACCUGAGCAAGCGACAGCGGCAGACCUUACGAAAGAUGGUCAUUGACAUGGUCCUGGCUACCGACAUGUCCAAACAUAUGAGCCUCUUGGCUGACCUCAAGACAAUGGUGGAGACAAAGAAAGUGACCAGUUCAGGGGUGCUGUUGUUGGACAAUUACACUGACAGAAUACAGGUCCUGCGGAACAUGGUUCACUGUGCAGAUUUGAGCAACCCCACGAAGCCAUUGGAGCUCUAUCGGCAAUGGACGGACCGGAUCAUGGAAGAGUUCUUCCGGCAGGGUGACAAAGAGCGGGAGCGGGGCAUGGAGAUCAGCCCCAUGUGCGACAAGCACACUGCCUCUGUGGAGAAGUCACAGGUGGGAUUCAUUGACUACAUCGUGCACCCGCUGUGGGAAACGUGGGCAGACCUGGUCCACCCUGAUGCACAAGACAUUUUAGACACCCUUGAGGACAACAGGGACUGGUACCACAGCAUGAUACCCCAGAGCCCCUCUCCUCCUCCAGAUGAUGCAGGGAAGGACGACGAGGCCUGUCUGGAGAAAUUCCAGUUUGAACUGACCCUGGAGGAAGAGGGGGAGGACUCUGAACCAUCCGACAAGGACCGGAGUAGCCCCGGCGAUGAGGAGAACAGCUACUAUACUGCAACAGAGGAACACCAACAGGAGUCCCAGGAAGGGCAGGACAGACUAACAGACGACACAGUGAACAACACGUCUCCUGGCACAUCAUGACUCUGGGGCAGAAGGAGGGACCCUUGGAAAAGCAAAAACACACAUGAAAGUUUUCACGUGGGAGGGGCGGGGAUAAAAAACGGGAAAAAUCAUUUUUUAUUUUUAUUGUAUUUUUUAUAAAAAGAAAAUCAACAAAAAAAGGGAAUAUACACAGCAACUGUAGAACCAGGUUGGCCCAAGCAGGGGCAGCAGCCUGCUGCUUCAGUGACCAACCCCGAGCACUCCAGAAAUAGUCUUACCUUUCAUUUGGCUUUUUUUGUUUUGUUUUUCGUUGUUGCUGAGUGGUUGUCCUUUGGUUCUUAUUAUUUUAUUUUGCUGUUUUGAAAAAAGACUGGUGCAACAAGGAACAGAAGGGGGAGGGUGCUGAUGAUGAUAGGCAUGUAGUGGCAGAGGCCAAGCAGAUGGAUUUAAGGGGGGGAAAUAGUACUUUAAGCCAUUUGUAGUAAAACAAAGCAGAGACACUGGAGGACUUCAACACCAAAAACCAGUCAUAACUUAACCCCCCCCCAACUCCCUAACUUCAGACAUGCCCUCCUGGGGUUUGGCUUGCGUGGUGCCUUUAUCCCUUUGCCCAUCACAGCAUAACCCUCCUAGCUGGAAGACUAAGUUGGGGGAAUCGUGGGGAGGGGAGUUUGAAAAACGUUUAUUUUUGUAAGUUAUUUUUUUUAAGCUACUGCUAAUUUAUUUUUGUGAGUUUAUAUAGAUUUUAUUUUGGACUGAUAAGAAGAAAGGACUUUGCCUUUUUUCUUUCUUUUUGGAGCAUUUUUUUUAAAAAAACGUGGUUUGCAGGUAGGGAAUUCUUUUUUGCCAUAAGAUUCUCCCAGAAGCAAAUGGGAGGACAUUACUUUUUUUUUAAAAAAAAAGGGAACGAGAAAUAAGCAAAACAUUUUAUCUGAGUUUCCAAAUAGCCAAGUCUUCCUCCGUUCAUCAUGUUGCACGCACACACACACAAGGCAAUACGGCCAGGGCUGAAUGGUUAGAGCUGGCCAACUUGCUCAGACAGCUCCAUCGGGGACCUCAGGUGUGAGUAUUCCUCUCCCAGCGAUGGGGAUGGGAUGGAGAGAGAGGGGCUGAUUUGCAGCCUUCCUAACCCAAGAGGAGAGAGGAUUUUUUCAGUGAAGUUUAGUUAAGCACUAAUUUGUAAGUUACUGUCUUUAUCCAUGUCUGAACACUUGUGAUUUGUUAGUUGAUGAAUCUCUAAACUGCAGUAUCCCAUAAUCCCUCUUUGCUGUUUACAGGUUUGUCAAUUAGGAAACCAGGUCUAUUAACCAUGCUCACGUGCAUGCACACACAAUUUGCAAAUGCCGCUAGGCUGAUUUUUUUUUCAAACAAGUCUGUAUAAAUGAAACCUGGGCCUUUAUUUAUGUGCAAUGCAAUGUAAUGUGGCUGGAUCACAUAGAUUGUAUGGUGGGAGUAGUGGGUAGGGGUAGGGGCUUUAUUAAUUUCCAAGGAUACAGGCUCUAACACUCUUGGUUUCAUAGGUGAGGAUCCCCCUCAGACUCCACCUUCUUCCCAAAAAAUUACUGUGCCCAGAACCCCCACAUCUUUCUCCCAUUCUUGUGACAUAAGCCAAUAGUUAUUUUUAAAAUCCUAGGUCUGGUUUCAGAGAAGCUCUAGCUUUCAGAGCUCAAGUUAAUAAAACAGAAGGUCAGAUCUAUGGGAAAUUCAACCCAAGGAGGAGUUGAAGCAGUGUGCAGAUUUCUUCCCUUAGGUUGCUUGCCUUGAAGUCAAAUAUGGAGACAACUUUACCACUUGAACAAAAGUAGCCAAGGCAAAGGGGACCUGCCAUUUGUGUGUGUCUUUGCCUCUGCGGGGCUCAUCAGUGGUGUAUAGAUCUCCAUGCCAAAAGUUGCUCUGCUGGCCAGAUCCCUCCUGAUUCCGUUCUUGGGCACAGAACAACAAACCUAAGCAGCCUACUCCUGAUGUUCCUCCCAGAAAAGCAGGGUCUGCUGCCUGACCUCUUCACCAGAAAGCACCCUGAGAGAGAGAGAGAGAGAGAGAGAGAGAGAGAGAGAGAGAAGAUUCCCCCCCCUCGAAUCUGCUCUGUGGGAUUCCAAAAGGAGAUCAUUUGUGGCUGCUUAUAUUCUUUGCCUUAACCAACCAGUGGAGUUUAAUUUCCUCUUAAUAUCCUGCAUCAUUGUCCUUCUGACAUGAAGCGGGUGAACUUUUCUCCAUCCAAAAAUGCCUUGCCCCACCCUUGGAUGGACUUUCUCCUUUGCUCUGGGGAUAUCACACCGUUCCAUGGACAAGCAGUACUAGGGAAUCCAGUCUUAAGAACCACAGGAAACAAGCAUCCUGGGCUCCCUUGUGAUGUGCCACGUGCGGGAGCCUUGGCUGGCUGGAUUGAAUCUUAAGGAUCACUUACCACCCCCCUGGCUAGAGGGCCUGACCUCUCCAUUUGGGGGGGGGGCAGCGGGAAUGUGGGAUAGCUGUAAAAGAAAUGAAUUUUGUGUGGGUUGGUCUCAACAGGGGGAACUGUGAGACUGAACAAGUGGACCUGAUCCAGCUUCUCUCCCAGUCGGGGAGAGCACAGGGCUAUCUUUUAGCCUAUCUUACAUGGCCAACCGGGGCUGGCAUGUGUCUCCUAAUCUCUCCCUUCCAUGUAAGAGGUGAAGCAAUAACAAGUGAGGUCCCCAUUCCCAUCCUCAUCCUCAUCACUACGCUGAGCUUUUGAACCAAAGCCAUGUCUCCUCCUUUGCAGUGUUUCCAUCCCACCCACUUUAUAUAGGCUUCUGUUUGGCCAGCUCUCCUAGUACAUAGGUUCAGGCAGGUGGCACACAGCCUUUUGGAACUUUUCCCACCCAACCAUGGUAAGGGUGAUGGUGCACCCAGGGGAUGCUGCCCAGACAACUGGGGUGGGAUGGGGAGCAGUGCUGUUGUGCUGCUGCUUUGACAGGCUAUUCUUACUUGAGCAUUCCAGAGUUGCUGGCCAUUUUGACCGCCUGGAUUCCCCUGCCGCUUUGGCAGACCUGCAUGGAGCGCCUCUCCAAAGCGGCAGUCCCAUGGAACACCUGCCAGCCGCAGAACUCGCUCACCCACCCACCCUGCAUUGGCAGUCUCUGCUUGAAAGCCAAUGUAGGGGAUCUCCUUCCCAACCCAAGGAGAACAUGGCCAUUUCUGAACACAGUACUGUAGCCGUUUGUUUUCACUUUUCUUUCUUGAAGCCUCAACUGAAGAAAAAGGAAGGAAAGAAAGAGGAUACCUUUCUUUCUGAUUUGUGUAUAGCUUUUAUUUUUGUAUGCAUUUCUGUUCCACUAGUUUGUUGGGUCGGGUUUGGACUGUACAUAGUUGUGAAUAAGCAGAUUGUAAAUUAUUCUAAAAAAGAGUAAAAGAAUCUUACACACCAUACCCCCCUUUCCCUCCUGGCCCUUCCUCAACCUCUUCCCACCCGCUCCCCAAACUCCUGCCCUGGGCCUGUAUUGGAGAAGCAUCCCUGCAGAGCAAGGAGGUCUCUGGGAGGCCCUCCAGCAGCAUCCUCUCCUCGAGAACUCUGGGACGUGGGCCCUGGCCACCCAGUGCUCCUGUCUGUGUAUUUAUGGUGUAAUAUAGACACACUGGAAAUUGUACAGUUGUCAUUUUUCCUUGCAGUGUCAUCAGUCAGCUGUUGCAAUGUUCUCUCUCGAAUGUUACCAAAACCGUUCAGCAGCCGAGCUCACAAUAAACCAGGAGGGGGGGAUUCUCUGUACCUGUGAC